Fulmarus glacialis (Northern fulmar) is the source of this 1442-nucleotide messenger RNA. RefSeq names its product solute carrier family 12, member 8 (gene SLC12A8). Lineage: Eukaryota; Metazoa; Chordata; Aves; Procellariiformes; Procellariidae. The annotation marks the transcript as partial. The record is from RefSeq and is a predicted model, not a curated record. The transcript is spliced from 8 exons. Gene Ontology annotation, biological process: chloride ion homeostasis; cell volume homeostasis; chloride transmembrane transport. Gene Ontology annotation, cellular component: membrane. Gene Ontology annotation, molecular function: potassium:chloride symporter activity.
GUGUGAUGGCUGGGUUCAAUAUGAGCGGAGAUCUCCAGAAGCCUGCUACCAACAUCCCCCUGGGGUCUCUGGCUGCUAUUGGCACCUCGUGGUUUCUAUACAUGGUCUUUGUUUUUUUGCUGGGAGCCAUUUGUACCCGUCAGUCACUCCGCUAUGACUUCAUGAUAGCAGAGAAGGUAUCCUUGGUGGGUUUCUUGUUUUUGCUAGGGCUGUACAUCUCGUCCCUGGCCUCCUGCAUGGGAGGGCUGUACGGAGCUCCCAGGAUCAUGCAGUGCAUCGCCCAGGAGAACGUGAUCCCCAUGCUCGCCUUCCUUGGACGUGGGAAAGGACCCAACAAGACUCCAGUGGCUGCGAUUUGCUUAACAAGUCUCAUCACCAUGGCUUUCGUCUUGAUUGGGCAAGUGAACAUUCUUGCUCCCAUAGUCACCAUCAACUUCAUGUUGACGUAUAUUGCUGUAGACUAUUCCUAUUUCUCGAUCUCCUUAAGCUACAACGUUCAGCAGAAACCUGACAAGACCCAGAUGGAAAACACUAGACCUGCUCACUCUUCCCAGCCUUUAAUUUUCAACAAGCCCUCCAGCCAUGCAGCAGAUGGAGUAAUUCAAAGCAGAUCAAAUGGCACCUUGCUGGAAUUCACAAAAGACAUGGACCAGCUUUUUAAACCAUUUCGUAGCGAGCCAGGUACUUGCAAAAAAGGAGGAGCCGAGAAUUUAACCCAAAAGGUCAAACAAAAGAACGCAAAGAAGCCAGCCAAGCAGACGUUACAAGACAGCUUUCUCCUGGAUCUCCACCACGAUGCUCCCCCGGCUCAGUACGGCUGGGAUGAGACUGCGGAGCCCCGCAGCGAGAGCCAGCAGGACCUGGCUGAGCAGGGCUGUCGGCAAGAUGCGGGUCCAUGCCCAUCGCCUGCUGCAGUUGCCCAGUGGACACCCGGGCUGCUGGAGCGGGGGGAGCAGCUCUGCAGCGAGGUGCCGGCGCUCCCCGGCCAGAGGGGAGAAGAAUCAUCUAUAAAACAACAAAAUCCAGAGCUGGGAAUUCAGCAACUACCAGAAUCCUUCUACUCCAAAUUCUUCAGUCACUGGGUUUCCUUUGCUGGUGCGAUCGUGUCCUUCAUCAUAAUGUUUGUCAUUCAGUGGAUCUACACCCUUGUCAGCCUGGGUGCGGCGGUUAUUCUCUAUUUCUACAUCGGCCAAGUGAGCCCGGGACUCCCCCUUGGAGCAGCAGCGAAUUUCAGUUUCUUCGGCUGGAUUAAGUCGGUUUUGAUCACCUCGUGCAGGAGAAGGCCAUCUCCCAAGGAGCAGUUCGUGGUGACACCGUCCUUUGCAACAGUUGGCAUGGAGACCACGCAGCUCACCGAGGAGAACGCAGACUUCGCCUCGCGGGACCGCUAUCACCAGUCCUCGCUUAUCAGCAGAGAGGGGUUUGGGAAUCAAUUCCAGUAA